This is a messenger RNA of Halteromyces radiatus, 2418 nucleotides long. Its product is annotated as fungal-specific transcription factor domain-containing protein. Lineage: Eukaryota; Fungi; Mucoromycota; Mucoromycetes; Mucorales; Cunninghamellaceae. Gene Ontology annotation, molecular function: DNA-binding transcription factor activity, RNA polymerase II-specific; zinc ion binding; DNA binding. Gene Ontology annotation, biological process: regulation of DNA-templated transcription; DNA-templated transcription. The transcript is spliced from 9 exons. The coding region runs from base 70 to 2319 and encodes 749 amino acids. The record is from RefSeq and is a predicted model, not a curated record.
UUUUUUUUUCGCUUACUUUUUUUCUUUUUAUCUUUUCCCUUUUGUUUCCCUUCCCAUAGAAACUCGAAUAUGCAACCCUUUACUCAACGUUCUUCUUCUUCUCCUUCUUCUGAUCCAAUAUAUAUGAACAAUCAGCUACCUCCUAUAACAACUCAUCCACAGCAUUUAUCUUUACCUCCUGUUCAACAACAACAACAACAACAACAACUGCAGCAGCAACAAGAACAACUUCCUUUGUAUAGCAACACUACAAUCGAUAGAAAUCCAAAACGAGCUAAAAUACGAAAACCUCGAGCCUGUGAUUUGUGUCGAAGGAAAAAGAUAAGAUGCGAUUACGAUCCAGCGUAUCCAGAACUUAUGUGUUCUUCCUGUAGAGGUUAUAAAAAGUCAUGUGAUUUCGCAGAGACAGCCAAAAGGCGUGGUCCUCCAAAAGGUUAUGUAGAAGGAUUGGAAUCUCGUUUACAACGUAUGGAACAAUUACUCUUAAAUGUGGCCAGUUCAAACAACCUUUCACCAGAGGCUGUACGACAAUAUAUCAACGAUAAUACGGACCAAAUACCAAUGAAUGAAGCCAAUAAAACUAAUCAAGACUCUGACCAUUUACCUUCCAUCACUAAAUCUACAAAUCAAUCUUCUAUUUCUUCACCAACCUCUCAUUCAGCUACAAAACGUCUUCAUGGUAUUGAUGAAACUGCUGCAUCACACGAUUCACAUAUGAAGGAAUUACUAAAAAAUGCAAAGGAAGGAAAAUAUGCCUAUCUAGGAAGCUCUUCUGGAGUCUAUAUGCUGAAUCGACUUUUUCCUUCGAAUUCCAAAGAAUGCUCGGAAGAAACCCAUAACCCUCAAUCUGUAGUACGUGGAAAUGAAGAUGAUGUGAUGGUUGCUCGAUUUGCUCCCAAAUCCUCUCAGCUCACUAUGGGUCCUGGUGGUACUAGUACUCAAUUCGCGAAAACUUCUUCAAGAUGGAAAUUACCUCCAAAACCCGUGGUGGAUAGAUUGGUACAACUAUAUUUUACAAAUAUGAAUACUUACUUACCUAUUGUGGAUGAAGAGGAAUUCAUGGAGAAAUACCAACAGGAUUACGACAAUGUCUCGAAACCGUUAUUAUUGACCAUCUGCCAUGUGACAAUUCGCAUGCUACCUGUGGACGAUAGUGUUGCUCAAGAAUACAAUAUUGAUCGAGCUGCUAUGUUUCAUGAUUUAUGUCAUCAAUUGGAAACGAAUUGUGAAUUGGAUUUUAUGGAACCUCAUGUGGAAAGUAUUCAAUUCUUAUUACUUAAUUCUGCCAAUGCAGAUCAUUGGAGUCCAAAGAGUACUGAUUGGUUAGCUACUAGUAUUGCUGUGAAAAUGGCUCAAGAUCUUGGAUUACAUCGUUCAAAUGCUCAAUGGACUUUACCCCCAAAAUUUGUUGAAGCUAGAAAACGAUUAUGGUGGUCAGCGUAUAUUGUGGAUCGAUGGGUUUGUGCAUCUUUAGGAAGACCAUUAACGGUGAAUGAUGCUGAUUGUGAUUUGGAAUAUCCUGCUCUUGGUGAAAAUGACAAGUAUGUAACCUUUGUGGCCAUCAUCAAACUCUCUCGUAUUCUUGGCGAUGUUCUUCGUGCUAUAUGUUCACCCCGUGCGCGAACUUUAGGUGAUCAAGGGUUAGGAUUAGAAAGGAUAUCAAAACGUCUCGAUCAAGCAUUAAUUGAAUGGAAAGAAAGUUUACCUGAGUCAAUAUGGCUUUCUGAAGAUGAAUUGGAAUCCAUACAUCGGCGGCAAUUAUCUACGGAACUUGAAGCAAAAUUAAAUCAUGGUGCUGGACAAUUACAGAUCUUAUACAUAGCUGUUCAGCUCUUAGCGAAACGUCCUCGUAUAUUUUUGGGACCGGAACAUUCAUCAUCAUCAAUAACAGUUUCUACAACAUCAACAGUGGUUGUUCCUCAAGAAUGUUUGGAUGCUGUGGUCAUUGCACUAGAUAUAUUCCAGGUGAUCAAGUUUCCUUCACUUAUGUAUAUUGGUUGGUCUUUAUCAAGCUGUGGUCUAUCUCAAGCUUUAAUGUUUAUUUUCUUGAAUCAUAAGAAUAAAGACGCAAAAUUAGUUACUGAAGCCAAACGACAAGCAGAAUCAUUCAAACAACACUAUCGUAAACUGGAAGAUCAAUUUAUAGAGACACCACUGAUAUCCUUCCUUGAUGCUAUUAGCCGAAUGAUUGAAGAAGAUCAAAAUACAGCAAAAGAUGAUUCGUCAAGUAAUCAUCCUGAUGGACAGUCACCUGUUUCUCUUUGGGGUACUUCUAGUGGAAUGGAUUGGCACGAUUUGAUGGAUUUUAUUAGAAAAUAGUUGUUAUUAUCAAUAGAAUACAAAAGUCUAGUUUUUGUUUAUUUUCUUUAUUCCCUCCUUUUCUUCUUCAUUAAUAAAAAAAAUAAAAACUUUUGUGUC